Messenger RNA from Exophiala xenobiotica, 8583 nucleotides. RefSeq lists its product as uncharacterized. Lineage: Eukaryota; Fungi; Ascomycota; Eurotiomycetes; Chaetothyriales; Herpotrichiellaceae. Gene Ontology annotation, biological process: protein deubiquitination. Gene Ontology annotation, molecular function: cysteine-type deubiquitinase activity; cysteine-type endopeptidase activity. Gene Ontology annotation, cellular component: cytosol; nucleus. The record is from RefSeq and is a predicted model, not a curated record. Bases 497 to 8116 code for a protein of 2539 amino acids. The transcript has a single exon.
ACUGCAGCCUGGUCAACAAAGACUCACCACAAACCCAUUUGCUUUUCCAUCAUCAAGAUAUCCCGAUUGUCUUCAUUGAGGACUUAUCAGCAGUCUCCUCAACUGGUUUAGACUAUCAUCUUCGCACACAUCCAUUACCUAUUGUUGGAGCAAACAUUUCAUUCCCGGUUGCCCCGCCUCGUUCUUCCUCUCCCUAACUUACUACCGCGCUAUCACUUGCCUCCAUCUAGAUUCUAGACAAUGGCACAGGCGGACAUUCUUUCAUUCUCAUUUAUUCGAGCACAGAGUCACUGAGUCGCCGGCGACAGUCUGCUCCUCUCUGAUACCGACCCUCUUCAAUUUCUGGCCAAGCAGGCAAUCCUCAACCAGUUUGCCUUGCGCCAAGACCUCUCACUCCUGGUACCAUUCAACCUCUGCUUCACCUUCUACUUGGUUUCAGUCACACCGCUCCUAUUCUCAACUGGCGCUUCCACCGUCCCGAUGACACUCUUGUAACAUGUCGUCCUCAAUAUCCGACUCUUCGACUCGCAAUCGGAGUGACUCCACUGAAGGCUCCGAGUUGCCAGAGCAUGAGCACAAGCGCCCGAGGCUGAGCGAAACCAAGCCUGAUGGAACCCAAGUCAUGUCUGACCUCCAGCAAACAGACGGUGACCUCGCUCCUCCCGUGCCAGCCUUCAAUAGUGCCUGCAGCAAUGUGGAAGGAAGCCCUGCUCGCACCCCACCACUCCCUCCUCGUCCUGCAGGCGCCGCUACUGCCAUGUCCCCUACCAGCAGGGUCACCAUCCAGACACGUCCUUUAUCUUCACAGUCUGUCACACAGCCGACAGUAGAUGCCGCUAAUGCCGAGAUGCCGACGUCAAAUCCUUCCGACUCAACUUCACAAGGUCUGAUACUCGGUGUUGACGGAGCCCAGGAUUUCAACAGAACAUCCAUUGCCGAACCAGAAUCAACAGAGCAUCCAGAGACUAUAUCCAUUUCCUCAUCGCCAAGCAAAUCUCCCGAAAUCGAGGUUGCCGAAGUGGAAGAUUUUGACCAAGAUCCCACGCAGACAAGAUGGACAGGUCGGGUUGGUGGAUCUGCUGGAACAUCAGUGCUCAAGUCCAUCCAACCACAUCAUGUUCGUCGCACAUUUCCCUACACCGGAGAAGCGCCUGGUGAUGCUCGCCGGGCAAUCGCUGAAAUAUCCAACCGGUUCCAAUAUGGUGGUGCGCAAGAUGGAGAAAUCUUUCUGAGGGUCAAAGACUGGUUGGUGGAUUUUGUUGAUACCUGUGUGGAAUUCCCCUCAAGGCUGUUCGAAGAAGACCGCGAGUUUUGGUUGCGGCUACCAGACCUUAUUGAGAACCUGUUGAGGCGCGACACCGGCCCACCGGCGCAAGCCCGAGUAGAAGAUCUGGUCGACUACUUCGUGGCGUAUGCCCAUCUCACAAAACUAAUCAUGGAUUAUGAUGCGCAGUGUCUUCAAGCAUUAUCACCUGAUGGCGACUCACGGAUCCUGAAAGACUUCAAUUUCAAGUCGCAUCCAUACUUCCAGCCAUUGAUUUGGAUGCUCCAAACCUCAGGCAUCCCGUUCUACGAUGCACUCCGAGGCACGAUGAACUUUGAGAUAUCGCAGCUUCUUGCUCCAGUGCUCGAUCGGGUCGGGGACAAUCGCGUGGCUUUGCUGCCAUCAGUCUCUGGCUUACUAUCUGCACUAUACCCUUUCUUGCCUAAAAAGCCUGAGUGGGUCAAGCACCUUUACAGCCUGCUGAUAGUGACGAAUCACGCCAUGAAGCCUCUAACUGCGGCAGUGAGCGAACCAACAUUUCAGGCUUCAACCUUCACGCAGCUCGACCAGAUCCGUGACGAUGCUGCAGACAUCAUGCUCAAGGUUGACAAUGCCAUACAACAAGCUAUUGUGAAACAGGCUCCGUGGCUGCAUAUCGAGAGUGCGAACAAGAUCUUUGAACAUCUCAACCCGAUCGUUGCAGUCAUCGCCGUGGAGGUUCCCAAGAUCGGUCAGGAUAUCAUCGCUUCUGCCGGGGUUGGUUUCGUCGAUGGCGACCUCACAGAUCUUCCCAGCACAAUGCCCCAGGCCUGGAAAUUCAAGACUCUGCGCAAGUUUAUCACGAAUGGACGCAUGGAACUGCGUGUCUACGGCGUUGAUACCAUGUCGAAUGAUCUAAUCCAGGUAUACAAGGAGCGCAUAAUUGGAAGACCUCCCCCUGCCACGGCCGAUCCACUUGUCCGAUUUCUCGUGAAAUUCAUCCAGGAAAACCAGCUUAUCGACUACAUUGUUGGUGUUGAUUCUCAUCCACAGCUGAUCCGUCGUAGCCACAACGUGGUGGGAUUCUUGUGCGUCUCCGGCACCUAUGCAGAUUCCACAACGGACAACAUCUGGAAGACAAUCCUGGAAAGCCAAGAUCCCCGAACCGUCCACGAAGUGUUCAACCUUCUGUCUAAUUGCCAUGUGUAUGACCUACAUGCGCUUUCUUACAUCUGCAAGAAGCUGUUGAACUAUCCUUUCGAGCGCUUCGAUGCUCACGUGUUACAAUUUACCGUUGGUCUCUUGGAGAAGAUCAGAAGUCAUGGUGAAUCAUCCUCUCAGCAGGAUACAGAUCCAGUCAUACGACAGUUGUUCAUUAGACUCCUGCGAGAAGCAUCAAUGGAGGAAAACCUGGCUUUAGAGCAGGCCGGAGUCAUACGAAAAGAAUUUUCACGACAUCUCGGCACCGCGCUCUCACUUGGUCUCAUUGAAGCUGGCACGAUCAGCAUUGACGACGAAGAGCUGAGCCAUAUCAUCAGCGAGGCGACAGAGAAUUUAAGGGCACACAAUAAGUACUCCUCUGGGGAUGUCCUGGUUUUAACGACCUUGAUUCCAAUGUUGAGAAGAGACACACUUCCAGACAUGGUCGCAAAGUUCGACUUGAUAGGACUUCUUGUUGCAGAUCUUGCCUACAUCAGAAAUCAGUUUGAAUUGUCGCUACUGCGCGAUAACGUGCCAGUGGCGUCUUUCGAAGUUGCGUACGACGUGCGCGCGUCGUUACUGUAUGUCCUGAUGCUGUUGGCCCCUGACACCUUCUCCGAAGCUUCGGUCGAGUCACUAUGGAGCUCAUUUUUCACUGCAGAAAAGCUGCCACCGUCAGUCCGAGCCAGAGCGUGGGAUACCUUGACCCACGUGAUGCGAAUGAGACAGGUCAAGGAUCCGAAUCCAGUUCUCGACUUGAUCAUCGACAAGCAUCUUCAAAGCCUGGGCUCCCAGGACUACGACGAUAGGCUUCUGGAAUUCUUGAAAAUUUCGGUCUCUUACACUAUUCGACAUUCUCCUCAAACCCCACCGGAUGCUGAGGACGUGGUCGUCAUUCCGGGAAUCGAUAGAAUAUGGAGAGUGAUGCUGGAGGCGCCCCCUAACACAGUUGAGAAUCAGGCUACGGAUUUCAUCAUCCAGCAGUAUCUGGACCAUCAACUUAUAACCCGACGCUCAAGGCCAGUGAUAGAUGCCACACAUUCGUCUCUUGUGGAUCGUUGCGUCAGACAGGUGAUGGCAUCCGCUUCAAAACUGAAGUCGUAUACCGACGGCACCAUGAGCGGAGAGGAUGAGCCCAUGGUCAUCAUCGCAUCUGAGCAAGAGAUUCGUGCCGAAGAACUUCGAUUUGACAGAUCCUUGCUGUUUCUCAGAAGCUUCCUGGAAGGAAUGAAAUCGCGUCCACGGUACAGUCCGACACCUGGCCAACAAGCGCAAGGUCUGCCAGGCUUUCUUUCGAAGAAAGGCGAGAAUGUACAAGUCAACAUCCAGAUCUUCGGCAGUAAAUACGUCAGCCCUGAUAUGCAGAAAGUCGAAUUUGGUUCGGAAAAUACGGGGGACGAUCUGUGGAAGUAUAUCUCUGAAGCUAGCGGCUUCACAGAUUUUACGGUCUAUCAUUUCGGCCAAGGCAUCGAGCUUGCAGGACGUGGCGAAACGCUGGCCGAACUGAAAGCCUCGACCGGACUUUUCAUGGUUCGCAAAACAGCAAACAGCCCAGAGAAUGUUCCUACUCGUACCACCCGAGCUUCGUCACCAGUGGACAACAAAAUCAUGCAUCAUUUUGACGAUCUGUACGACCUUCUGGAUGCGGAUGAGCGUCUCUCGAGAGAAGUCUACGGCUUCCUGAGCUUAUUUCCAGCACAAGCUGAACUUAUCCGCCUCAUCCGCUCAAAAGAGAAAUCUCCUAUGGAGCUGCUACCUUCCGACAAGCCCUUCAAGCUAUUGUACUGCGCCCGGGCCCUGCUGUCAUGCAUCGAGGAUGAAUCUUUCAGCUCGACCCCAGAUACACACUUCUUAGUCUACAGUGUUCGGACCAUUCUGGCGAUCCUCGCGAAAUUGGACCUAUCUGAUCCUACUAAUCCGCUUCAGAUGUCUAUUGUUCAUGGCCUAAUCCAGGCUCUUUUACUAGCGUUUCGUGCUAAGGUCCCACCAGAGACCUCACGUGAGUACAUCGAAGAUCGCCUGGAUUUUUCCUGCCAGAUCUCGAGGAUGCUGUACUUCUCAUUGGGGAGUGACAACACAGGCAGUGAUGAGGUUUCCACUUCAGCCAUGGUGAGGCUGAUCCUAGAGGCUUUCACCGAGGCUUGCCUGCACGACGAUCGCACUUGGGAUUAUGUGGAUGCCAACAAGCAAUUUGAGGGAUUGAUCAUGCUCGCAUUCGUCACAGACCCUCGGGCCGACGUGCGACGUUCUCUGCUGGAAGUUGUGGUCGGCCUGACAGGGGCUGUUGGGACCAAAAUACAUCUCAAGAUCAACAACCCCCGAGCACCACGCUCGCGGUUUCCAGCCAGUGUUGUGGAGGCUUGUUUGUCACAUCUCUGGACUGCGUUGGUCGAAACUUUGCCGCGUGCUUGCGAUCAUGCCGAACAAUGCGCGGAGAUAUGUGAGACAGUCCUCGUGAUUUUGAGGAGAAUAGGCAAGUCCUUUUCUGCCGAAAGACUUCACAAUCAAUUCGUCCAAUGGAGCUCCAUUUUCAUAGAGCACGAGCAUCACGAAACCGUUGGCCAACCUCUCAGAGAUCAUGUCGUUGCUUCUUUGACGAAGCUCCUCCACGAAUGCUGCAAGUUGUUGAGGAACAAUGAGGCUCUGCCUCACAGCAAUCGGUUGAUCGACAAAAUUAUUUCUCGCUUCCUCUUUCCAGCUUUGUCGGAGAGUGGCACUCUGACCGAAUCUUCGUUGGCGUUGCCUGUCCUGGACGGUACAGUCCGUGAAGGGCUUUACAAUCUCAUACUGGCUCUGUGUCAAGGACCACAAGAUAUGGCCACGAUUGUUGCAAGAUUGCAUGAUGAUCUGCUUCAACAAGACUUUUUUGAGCCGUUGUAUGCACACGAGCGGCAAAGUCUUCGCUCUGAGGUGGGCUAUGCUGGGCUACGCAAUCUCUCCAACACAUGCUACCUCAACUCCUUGUUCACACAACUUUUCAUGAACGUGCAAUUUCGCGAGUUCUUCCUGAAUGCGGAGAAUUUCGACGAGUCGAGGCAGAAGCUAGUCCGAGAGCUCGCGAAAGUGUUUGCGUACAUGCAAAAUUCCUACGAGAAGUCCAUUGACCCAUCAGGGGCGGUGGAAGCAAUAACAACCUAUGAGGGUGAACAAAUCGAUGUAUCUGUGCAGAUGGACGUCGACGAAUUUUUCAACCUCCUGUUCGACCGUCUGGAGGGACAGAUCGACCGCCGAGCACGAGGCGUGUUCAGGUCUAUUUACGGAGGCCACUUGGUGCAACAAGUCAAAUCUAAAGAAUGCGAGCACAUUUCAGAGAGACUCGAGCCGUUUUCCGCUGUGCAAGUUGAAAUCAAGGGCAAAGCGCGUCUUGAGGACAGCCUCCGGGCCUACGUCGAGGGUGAAGUCCUCCAGGGAGAGAACAAAUACUCCUGUACUUCUUGUGGGCGCCACGUUGAUGCGGUGAAGCGUGCAUGCCUCAAAGAUGUCCCUGAUAAUCUCAUCUUCAACCUGAAACGAUUCGACUACGACAUCAUGACGGGAAUGCGGACAAAAGUGAACGAUGAAUUUCAGUUUCCGGACACCCUUGAUAUCGCACCGUACACUCUGUCGCGCCUCAGUGAUGAAGGUGCUUCUGAUGAGCCAGACUAUUUCCAGCUCACUGGAGUUAUAGUCCACUCGGGAACGGCAGAUUCGGGGCACUACUACUCUUUCAUCCGUCAACGGCCGUCGAUCAAACCAAUCGAGAACUCGUGGGUUCAGUUCAACGACCAAGACGUGACUGUCUUCGAUCCCAGCCAGAUGAGAGAGAAUUGUUUCGGCGGAAGUGCUGAUGCCGGCUUUUAUCACCUGCCGAAGUUCUAUAGUGCCUAUAUGCUGUUCUACCAGAGGACCUCAAGCAUACAAAAGAUUGAAGAGCAAUAUCGCCAGCACGACUCGGUCAACCCCGUUCGCAUCCCACUACCUUAUCGAAUGGAACAUCACAUCGCCCAGCAAAAUGAGCUUUUCUUGAGGUCAUACUGUGCUCAAGACAGUACACAUGCACACUUCGUUCGUCAGCUGCUGGAGCGAAUGCUGCUUGGGACGGGUUGCAGCGACCACCAUACCCUCGAGACGAGCAUGAUUGAAAUGGUUCUGGAAUAUGUGCAUCAGAUUUCGUCUCGCUGGAAGGAUCUGCCGGCCGUGGAGGACAGUCUAAAGCUGCUGGGGCAAUGCUCGGAGAAGUGUGUUGACUGCGCCAAGACUGUUGCUCGCUGGUUUACGGCUACUCGCGUGCUUGAAGACGUGAUUGUUCGAAGCCCUUUCCAGUUGGUGAGGAAAUCCUUUGCUGGUCUGUUCUCGCAUGUCUUCGCUCAUCUGCAUUCAUUGAAAUCCACAAUGGACGCCACUGGUGACGACCCUACGGAUUUGAGUACUAUGUACUCUCGAACUCUGCAAUGUGCUAUCGCUCGACUCGCCAAAUUGUGGGACAUCGUCACCAAGAGCGGCCGCUGCUGGCCUGAAUAUUUUGGCAUUUUGCUGAGCAUCCCGAGACUUGGCGAUGACGAGGUAGUUAUGUUGUUGGACGAAGAAUUUCUGGAGAAAUGCGUCGACAUCGUGCUGAUCCACGUCAACAAUGCGGAAUUCACCAUUUCUAGGCGAUUGCGAACCCGGUACAGCACGUAUCUGGCGGCGCGAGAGAAGAACCGGCCCUUCAAUCAUGGCCUUCUUAUUCGAUUCUUGGUGAACCUGGUAUUGCGAGUCGACCUGCACCACAUUCCGGACGGGGAUUACCGUCUAUCUGACAAAAAGAUCGGCUUGACCCCCAGUGAACUUGAGGUCCUUGGAGUGGGCAGAAUGCCACCAAAUUUGGAGUGGGUCCUACGCAUGAUAGCUGGACGACAAAAUCCGACGGCGGUCAACGACCUGGUCAUAUACCUUGCAGGGGAUCCAAAUCUCGCCGGUGCUCUGUCUGAAGUUCUACAUAAGGGGUUGAACGACAGAUUAAUCCACGUCGCUGUCAGCUUUCUUACUCCAAUCUUGACCUUUUGCGAAUCCUGUCAGUCGGAACACCGCAUUGUCGACCUGGUGCAGGCUGCCUUAGACAGCAUCGCGACGGUUGGUAUUGAUUACUCCCGAGAGUACUUUGAAUUUGUCGACGCUGUGUCAAGACUGGAGAACCAGUCCAUUGAAGCCGAUCGUGGGUUUCUGGAAGAGGAAGUCUUGAAGACUGUGCCACGUUGGGCGCCUACGUUCCUUCUCUCCCCCGUUGAUGGUCAGACCCACAUCCGACACGCUACGAUGGAUAUCUUGAAGAGACUUGUCUUUAAUCCGCUAGAGGAAUCCGAGACUGAGGAUCUUCGGCUUCACCGACAGCUACGGGGUCUUGUGCAAGAAUUCGCAAAGGACGCACAAGCUUUUGCACACAGCACCUUUUUGACUUCACGAGCCAGAGAAAAUGCGGCGCUUUCACCUGGGCAGGCCAAUCAACUCAUUGAAGUGGUUGAGCAUUGUCUGGGAUACUUUGAUCUCGAUAACGCUCAGGAAGUGGAGCAGGUCAACAGCAUCCAGACCACAAUGGCCGCUCUGCGAGCCAAAGCUGAGUCUGCGGUUGAAACGAUGAGUGCUGACUGGCAAGAAAACAGCAGCGAAUUGGCCGAAUUGAGUACGGAGGAUUUUGAAGAACUCCAAAGUCCGUGAGUCGGGGUCGCAGCACAAGGCGGCGUUGGGUUGUAUGGAACCAUGAUCUUUGAGCGGGCGUCAAUCCGGCGGGACUUGUUGAGGAACUGAUUGAAAGGGAUUGAAUUUGGGCAUGGAGGCAUGGCGUCACUAGAAGAAUGGAAUGAGACAACAAAAACUAAUCAACGACGAAAAAAUGAUGGUUUACGAAUUCAUGAAGGUAUUGCAGAUCAAUUGUGAAGACGAUGGAGCGAGUUGGAUCAGACGGACCAUAGGCGCAGAGCCGUGGAAGGAGUGAGGAGCCUAUUUGGUUUUGGACUUUCUCUCCUCCCGCCCGUCGAGAGGCAUGAGGUCUCGUUGUGGUCCGAGUUGGCGCAUGGAAUGGUGGUGUUGUUGGAUCCGGACCAUGUGUGUCUGGCGUGAUGGCAAACGGUUCAAAUGCCACUGGCACAGAUAGAAUCGUGAAAUUAUUCAUGACUGCUUCAGAC